AGCAGGAUUAAUUUACGGCCGCUCCGGCCUAAUGCUAUUUAUGUUGAGGUCAUGCAGUAAGGCGAUCCAUUCAAUACAGCGUGAGCAGCACCCACAUCUGCCGUGCAUCGCGUGCUGCCGACUGGGAUAGAACUUUUUGUUUUGUGUUCCUUUUAAACGAAGAAACUAGAAUACAUAGAAGAGAAAGAGAGAGAGAGAGAGAAAAGAGAGGGAACGAAAAUAAAAGAAAGCUUUAAAAGUUUGGAUUUUUUUACUUUCUUCUCGAGCCUUCGGUUUUAGUUUAUCUUGUGUUUUGUUGUUUGGAUUAUAAAGAAAUAUAAGCAAUUAAUCUAAAUGCAGUGGUGAUAACCGCUUCUACUUCUUCUAACUGUGGUAACUUGAUAUUCAAACCGUGUGAUAUAGUGGCAGUGCAGAACAAAGGACUACCAUACUUCACCCUCCCCAACAGCUGCAGUGGUAUGGCCCAAAGCUGCAGUCAAAAUAGUUACCCGUUGUGUGCUCCUGUCAUGAUCACACUUGGAGACCAUGCCAUGAUGGAUCAGUCAUCUGGCAUCACACAGAACGGGGGAACAACCUCCCCGUCACAUUCUGACGAUGGUGUCAGUAAAACCAAUUUGAUUGUAAACUACCUGCCACAGACCAUGUCUCAGGAUGAAAUACGGUCUCUCUUCUCCAGUAUAGGAGAAUUGGAAAGCUGUAAACUGAUUAGGGAUAAGCCAACUGACCCUCUGAUUCCAUCCCCAGGCCAGAGCCUUGGAUACGGGUUCGUCAACUACAAACGACCAGAGGAUGCCGAGAAAGCGAUCAACACACUGAACGGUCUUCGUCUUCAGAACAAAACAAUUAAGGUAUCAUACGCAAGGCCCAGUAGUGAAACAAUUAAAGGCGCCAACUUGUAUGUAAGUGGGCUGCCAAAGUCAAUGGCCCAGCAAGAUUUGGAGAAGUUGUUCUCUCACUGUGGGAAGAUAAUAACAUCGCGAAUUCUUUAUGAUACAAACACAGGCCUGUCUAAAGGUGUUGGUUUUAUUCGCUUUGAUCAAAGAUGUGAAGCUGAACGUGCCAUUCAGAAGUUAAACAACCACAUUCCUGAGGGUUGUUUGGACCCCAUUACAGUUAAAUUUGCUAAUUCCCCAAGCUCCAACAAAAAUUUGGCCGGUAUGGCCCCCUUAGCCCUGGCCACCUAUCUGUCACCCACUCAUCGACGCUUUUUCGGACCCAUUCAUCACGCCACUGCCUCAAGCCGAUUUAGGUACUCACCUUUAGAGUCUGGUCUUCUACAGAACACUAUCCUACCCACAACACUCACCACGGCAGCUUCGGCAGCAGCAGCUGCAGCAGCAGCAACUAGUAGCAAUUCAUCCACCACAGCCCUCAAUGCCACCGGCUGGUGUAUAUUCGUCUAUAACUUGGCCCCAGACACUGAGGACAGUGUACUGUGGCAGCUCUUUGGGCCCUUUGGAGCUGUGCAGAGUGUGAAAGUCAUCCGGGAUUUUACAACACAGAAGUGCAAAGGAUUCGGUUUCGUCACAAUGACCAACUACGAGGAAGCUUUGAUUGCAAUACAAAACCUGAAUGGAUUUACUUUAGGGAACCGAGUCCUGCAAGUUUCAUUUAAGGCAAAUGGGCGUAAACCAUGACUGUAGUUUUCAUACUUAUGUAUCACUCUAUUUACUCCUGUAAUCCAACUUAAAUUACUAGUGUACAGAAAGAAAAAAAAGAGCUUAUACAAAACUAAAAUUGAAAAUUGAACACAAAAACUCUUUCCCCUCCUACCAUAGACUUUACACGCCAGUUUGUAUGAAGACAUAGAAUAGUUGAAAUUAGGCAUCUCUGAAUCCUCAUAAUAUAACUGCCUUCACAUAUAGAGCUGAAACUUGUUAAUUGUUAACAAUAACUAACUCUUUUAUCAAUGAACAAAAUAUCAGUUACUUUCCAUUACUAUAUAUAUAAUAUAUAUUUCAUUUGCACAUUAUGUAUAACAGAACAAAUUAAUAAUGAUAUACAUCUAUUGCUAUAUUCUACCUAUAUGCUCAGGAUUCUUCAACAUGUUUAUAUAUACAUAUAUAUAUAUAUCUGAAAAAAAAAAGCUUACAAGUGAUAUCUAAGAAUAACAAAAUAAGUCUAUGUCUGAUUUAGAUUAGAUUUAUUGAAUACCUGAUUUUUAUGUAGUACUUAGUCUGAAAAAAACAACAACAGAGUUUUAUAAGCAUACAACCCACACAGAGAGCCUAGCACUAUAAAAACCAAACAAGCAAAUAGUGACAUUGUCAUCACUUUUUGUAAUGCUGUGAAGAAAUCUGCUAACCACUUUGACAUUUUUUUUUUAAACCAAUGUUGGGUGAUAUAUAUUUUUUUUUAUAUAAAACAAACAGUUCAUUUGGGGCUGAAAUGUAAAUUUGUAAAGUUUUUCAUUAUGCUGUAAGGACAUAUUUUACAACUAAUUUAUAACCAAUUUUUUUUGGUAUCUUUUUUUUUUUUUAAAUUUAUUUUUCUUUACUUCCCCAGUUUUUCUCUUUUUUCCAAAACCCCGAUUUAAAAGAAUGUUUAUUCUAAAACAAACAAAAAAAAAAAAGCAGCAAAAUCACUUACCUAUACGACCUUUUCCCCCUUUUCUCCUUGUGCAUAAUCAAUAACAUUUCAAUGAAUGUUUUAUUCUUUUUGUAGAAUUUGAGUUGGAUUUUUAUUUCAUGGUUCAUUAUUUUCUUUCCUUUUUUUUUUUGGUUGUUUUCUUUUUUUUUUUUUAACAUUUUAAAAUGUUUUUUUUUAAAAGCUACACUUUGCAAAACAUAACUGCAUAAUAUUUGUCAUGUAUGGAUGUUUGUAAUGUAUUUACUGCGCUUCAGGUGCACGUAGAAGCUCAACGGCUCUUAUUUUUAUGUCUUUUGAUUCUCAUUAUGUAGACUUUGUGUUCUAGUUUAAACCAUCAAGCUUUUAUUAGUUUAAUUCUUUUCUUCUGGUCUUCUUUGUUGUCUUUUAUUUUCUUCCAUUUCAUUUCAUUUAAUUAGUUUACUUUUUUUUUUAGGUUUUAGUUUUUCUGGCUCCGAGAAGGAAACAAUUUUGUUCUAUGCUUUAUCUAUUAAACAUUUUUUCUUCUGUUUA
Messenger RNA from Biomphalaria glabrata, 3099 nucleotides. Its product is annotated as ELAV-like protein 1. The transcript is spliced from 7 exons. NCBI's taxonomy places the organism in Eukaryota, Metazoa, Mollusca, Gastropoda, Planorbidae. Gene Ontology annotation, molecular function: RNA binding. The record is from RefSeq and is a predicted model, not a curated record. The coding region runs from base 459 to 1637 and encodes 392 amino acids. Gene Ontology annotation, cellular component: ribonucleoprotein complex.